This is a messenger RNA of Naegleria lovaniensis, 2058 nucleotides long. RefSeq lists its product as uncharacterized. The transcript is spliced from 3 exons. Gene Ontology annotation, molecular function: DNA binding. Gene Ontology annotation, cellular component: nucleus. The record is from RefSeq and is a predicted model, not a curated record. The coding region runs from base 1 to 2058 and encodes 685 amino acids. NCBI's taxonomy places the organism in Eukaryota, Heterolobosea, Eutetramitea, Acrasida, Naegleriidae.
AUGGACAAGUGGCUGCAAGGAAACUAUUCCGAAAGAAUUUUGCAACAAGUAUUACACGAAAAUCAAUCUCAGCUGGAAACCAAAAUACCCACUGCUCAAGAUUUAGUGUUUGAUGUCGUGGAGUUUAUCAAAAGUGACCAAUAUGAAAAAUUAGAAAAGAAUAUUCCUAUUGAAAUUGUACAACAUGUCAUAGACAAGUAUACGGUCAAUGAAUUCUUUCAGCGUUCACUUGAAGAGUUUUACCCCUAUUUAUGCAACGACGAACGUUUUUUGAAAAACCUCAUUGCGAAUCAUAGCGUGCUAAUGAGCGAACUGAUGUAUUUCAUUCUCACCAUCUUGUUAAAUUCUAAAUCUCCACAUGUAACGCAAGGUAUCAAAAGAGUGUUAACUCCUCAAUUAUUCCAUGAACGAAUUCUGAUGGACAAACAUAAUGACUCUGAAAAGUAUUUUACCUUGAUACUUUGUUUGAUGGCUUUAAGCACCAUUCCACCAUUGGAGAAGCACAAUUCUCCUCAGUUAAAAGUAUGGACAGAUGCUAUUCUCUUAGUCUUGUCCUUAUUUGAACCCAUUGAGAAAGAAGAGGUCGAUUCACUUUUAAGAAUGUCUCUCCGCCAAGCCUAUGCUGACAGAUUUCAUUCUAAGGGUUUGAUUCAAAUGGUACUCUCAGAAGAUUUUAAAAAGAUACCAAAUGAGUUUAUUCAGUCUCGAUUAAACCCAAUUACCUUCAUGUGGUUCAUCAUGAAUAUUAUAGUUCAUGAAGCAUUCGAAGACAACACGCCCGACAUGGUGGAUAAACCAGAAUUGAUUUACAAGCGCAUGAAUGAUAUUCUCAAUGCACAGGACUCUCAAACUGGAAACACUCUCUUGCAUGAAAUUGCUUGCAACAAGAAUUUGAGCCCUCUUAAUCAAGCAAUCCAAUCCUCGCUCAUACUAUCAGGAACAUUGUUAUCGGAGGCGAUAUACGAAGAAGACGCCCUUCAUUUUGUCUUCAAAAAGAAAAACGCAGAAGGAAAAUCAGUAUUUCAAUGUGCCACAUUAUCAUUGAAGAUGCUUGGAAGUUUAUAUCCCCUGCUCGAGUUUACACCAUUUUUUGUUAUUUUUGCCCUUCCUUUGGUCUUGUUAUUGCUUGUUAUUGGCGGUGUUUUUGUGCUUGUAGUUUUGCUGCUGAGUAACAACCGAAACAACAUGGGAAAGAGAAGAAGAAAGAAUAAUAAAAAAGGUGGAGAAGAUGAAUCUCUAGAGCAAAAAUUGGAAGAGCGCCUUUCCAAAACUUGGUGUUAUUAUUGCGAUAGAGAAUUUGAUGAUGAGGCUAUUCUCAUCCAACAUCAAAAAACCAAACAUUUCAAAUGCCCCUACUGCCCAAAGAAAUUAGUAAGUGUAAAGGGAAUGAAGACUCAUGUGUUACAAGUUCACAAAGAAAACAUCAACUUUAUUCCGAACGCAAAACCCGAUAGAAAUACAUUUGAUUUUGAAAUUCAAGGGACACAAGGCAUUCCAGAGUAUAUCGCCCUAGAGAGACAAAAGAAAUUGGAGCUUGAAAUAUUCGGAAAAUCUGAUAUUCAAACACAAGGCGAGAAUUUACCAGGAUCUCUUUUUGCGUCCUCCUCCUCCUCUGAAUCUAACGUAACUAAUACUUCUAGUUUAUCAAAUUCUAUUAACAAUGAAAAUGAUGACCACACAGAUGCAGCAGAAGAGAGCACAAGCGAGAACGCUUUUGAACCUCAAACUAAAAAGGUCAAGCCUACUACCCAAGAGGGGGUUGGCUCUCAACCUAUUUCAUUCUCUCUUCAAAAGAAAAGCAACAAGAUUAUUUCCGCACCUCCAACCAUUUACAGAGCAGCACCAGUGCUUAAUACUAGCGUGAAUACCAACACACAGGAAGCCAACACUGCCACCAAUUUGAACGAGCCAGCUGAUGUUAGCACUCUUCAAACUAGUGUUGAAAAUCUGAAUGACAUUUCCAUUGAUGGUGAAGACGACACUACAAGUCACACAUCACAUCUUAUUUACAAAGAUUCCAUUUCUAUGGAGGAGAAACGAGUUCUAGAUCUGAAAUAA